Jaculus jaculus (lesser Egyptian jerboa) is the source of this 3724-nucleotide messenger RNA. RefSeq names its product low density lipoprotein receptor class A domain containing 3 (gene Ldlrad3). Gene Ontology annotation, molecular function: protein binding. The coding region runs from base 46 to 1113 and encodes 355 amino acids. Gene Ontology annotation, biological process: receptor-mediated endocytosis. Gene Ontology annotation, cellular component: plasma membrane. The transcript has 6 exons. NCBI's taxonomy places the organism in Eukaryota, Metazoa, Chordata, Mammalia, Rodentia, Dipodidae. The record is from RefSeq and is a predicted model, not a curated record.
CGCGGGGGCAGUGGCGGCGCGGGGCAGCGGAGCGGUGGCCGCGCCAUGUGGUUGCUGGGGCCGCUGUGCCUGCUGCUGAGUGGCGCGGCGGAGAGCCAGCUGCUCCCUGGGAACAAUGACACCACCGAGUGCAACAUUCCAGGCAACUUCAAGUGCACCAACGGGCGGUGCAUCCCAGGUGCCUGGCAAUGUGAUGGGCUGCCUGACUGCUUUGACAAGAGCGACGAGAAGGAAUGCCCCAAAGCUAAAUCGAAAUGUGGUCCUACCUUCUUCCCCUGCGCUAGCGGAAUCCACUGCAUCAUCGGCCGCUUCCAGUGCAAUGGGUUCGAGGACUGUCCAGAUGGCAGCGACGAGGAGAACUGCACUGCGAACCCCUUGCUCUGCUCCACCGCCCGCUACCACUGCAGAAACGGCCUGUGCAUUGACAAGAGUUUCAUCUGUGACGGGCAGAAUAACUGUCAAGACAACAGCGAUGAGGAGAGCUGUGAAAGUUCUCAAGAACCAGGCAGCGGGCAGGUGUUUGUGACCUCGGAGAACCAGCUUGUCUACUACCCCAGUAUCACCUACGCCAUCAUCGGCAGCUCUGUCAUCUUCGUGCUGGUGGUGGCCUUGCUGGCACUGGUCCUGCACCAUCAGCGGAAGCGGAACAACCUCAUGACGCUGCCCGUGCACCGGCUGCAGCACCCCGUGCUGCUCUCGCGCCUGGUGGUCCUGGACCAUCCCCACCACUGCAGCGUCACCUACAAUGUCAACAAUGGUGUCCAGUAUGUGGCCAGCCAGGCUGAACAGAAUGCCUCGGAAGUGGGGUCCCCACCCUCGUAUUCAGAGGCCCUGCUGGACCAAAGACCUGCGUGGUACGAUCUGCCUCCACCGCCCUACACUUCCGACACCGAGUCUCUGAACCAAGCCGAACUGCCCCCUUACCGUUCCCGGUCAGGGAGUGUGGACAGCGCCAGCUCCCAGGCCGCCAGCAGCCUCCUGAGUAUGGAAGAUGCCAGCCACAGCCCAGGGCAACCUGAACCUUCAGAAGACACUGCUGGGCAUAGGGACUCUGCCCACAGCCAGGGUACAGAAGAAGUGUAUGCCCCCAGCCAGGGCACAGAAGAAGUGUAAAAUCCAGCAAUUCCAAAGUCCAUAUGGGUUUAAUCUGCUCCUACUUACUGCGUUCUAACAACUGUGCUCAUGUGAGGCUCUGGGAGAGCUCCUUCACGGGUAUCUCAAGUUGAAGUUUAGGGUAUCAUCUGCCUCUCCCUCCCCCCCCCCACCUCCUCCAGAUGUUGGGGGUGGUCUUUGGAAGGCGGUCGGUCUGGCGUUUUUCAGGCCUCUGAGUUGGCGUGAUGCAUCAUCAUCUCUUCUGUGAGGUCAGUUCCACCAGCACCCACGAUCACAAGCCUAUGUUUCAUGUCACUGCGCUAUUGUAAGCACACAGCAAGUAGUCUUCCAGAAAGCAGUUUCGGGGUGUGCUGCAUGGCCAGGAGGUCGGGAGAAAUUUCAGCGGAGACUGCUAGGCUGUUACCUCGUGGGGAUUUGGGCUGGAGUUCCUACGAAGAGGACAUCAUUGGAUGGCCACUCUGGAAAGCAUCCAGGUAGACAUCAGAACCUGUCGGCAUGCUCCUGUGUGUUCGUACUUCUGUACAGGCCAAAGCAAACUUCCAACAUGAGCAAGCCCCUUUGGCUCUCAGCAUUGUCAUGGUAGCUUUGUGAAGGACUCAGGGUUUGGGCUGCUUUUAGAAAUGUGCCUGCGAAUCCUUGUUUUCAGAGCUUUCUCUGAAGCGUAGCUCCUCAGCUUAGUCCUAGAGCAGGCACGGAAGCCCUGCCAGGAGCUCCUUCCUCCUAACUUGCCGAUGGCCAGAGCCUGUAUCUGCCAUGGCCCCACAGUCCCUUCCCUGGCUUCCGGAUUGUCACCCACCUAGCCGACCUCAUGUAGCCAAGGAAUGAGGAUCCAAUUUAAAUCGACCAAUGUUCUCAUCUGGCCUUGGUCCCAGUAAGCCAUGCCCAGCCUGUCUUGCUCCUCCCUGCAACUUCAGUUCUAGGCUCCAGAAUUUCCUGAAUGCUUAGGACAUUUUACCUUGUAUUUUGGACUUAAGGACACUGGUGUCUAACCUGUGUGAGCACCACAUCCAGUCCCUCCUACCAGAGCUUCCAGGCCCCUAUCCUCACAUGCUGUCCUUCCCACAACCCCGGGACCCGAGCACUAAGCUGGUGGUAGGGUUCUAGUUGGGGUCAGGCCUCUCGGAACAUCCUGGUAGGGUUUCUCCUCUGAGAGACGUGGACAACUGAUAAUUUGGAGUCAAGAUUUUUCCAUUUGGAUUUUUCAAAAGCUCUUAGAAAUGCAUUUGAAACAGUGUGUUUGUUUGUUUUCCCUUCUAGUUAAGGGACUAUUUAUAUGUGUAUAGGAAAGCUAUCUCUUUUAUUUUUCUUUUAGUAAGAUCCAAAGAAAGAUACAAAAGGAAAUCGCGCCUUUCCCCAGCCCAGCACCUUAAUGUCGUUCCAGACUAAGCCGUGUGCCUGGCAUACACUUCGAGGUUAUUUAUCGUGUUCUUGAAGGGCACAGAGAGGAACGCACCCUUCACCCACGUCUCCAUGUUUAUGCUACUUUCGUCUUUCUCAGUGCCCAGCCUGCCACAGGGAACAUGCCCCCGGGGCAAUAAUGGGUGAAAUCUUGGUGUUAUUUGGCAAAGAACCACUCUGACCAGGGACAAAACUGGAACUAGGUGGAGCCACUCGAGGCAGCUGCCACCCAUUCCCAGCUUCUUCCCACAGCUGAAGAAAUGUUCAGGACCCCUUUGGGUGCUAAUUAAAGCAGAGCUCGUGGGAAGGGGAUGAAGAGGCCUUCCGUGACCCUGUUCUGUACACUUUCCUUUUUUAACCAAACCCAAAGGAUACUACAGGGAAGUUAGCCUCUUGGAGUCUUUUUGGUUUGUUUUUGUUUUGAAUAGAGGAGCCUAGUUGCUUGUGUCUUUUAUUUUUGAAGCAGCCCUUGAGUUAUUUUUGAGUAAUCCAGAGAGGAAAGAACUUGGACGGCAGACGGCGUGCGUCUGGCCGCACAUCUCCCUGUGAGUCAGCGUGGCUUUUUCUUCCCUUUGAUGGGCUCCUGCUUCUGUCUGGUGCUCAAAAAGUUGUUUGGAGGGAAAGAUUCUAAUUUUAAUUAAUUGUGCAGUGAGGUAAUUCACAGCUCUUUUUCUGCUGCCAGGCAUCUUGGGAAAAAAACAAAUGGUUUUAGUAGAUAAGGGGAGCCUAUUAAUGUUGUUUUUGUCAGACAAACACAGGGACAUUUUUACUAUAGACUUGAUUUUUAAUGGAUUUUUUUAAACUAGUUAAUAGGGGAGCACAGCUGCAGGACUCGGGGAUUUUCCCUCACUCAAGUUAUCAAACGAGUGGCCAGCAAUAUUUUUUAACUCAUUCUAGCCAGGAUUUUUUUAAAGUGUAUUGCCUACACCAACCAGAAAGUGUCUCUGACCUCCUUUCCCAAAUGAGAUUGGUGUUUUAUUUUAGCAUUAUGAUACUUUCACUGUGGUUAAUAGCUUAUUGCCCAACUCAGUUCUCCCUACGUUGUAAUUGACUUUUUUUUAAAGUGCAACUAAGUGGUUAAUAAUGUGUGCUAUUCAAAGUUAAUGUAAACUGGAAAGGUUUUGUGUGCUUGCUUUUGUUGUUUGUUUGUUUUUGUUUUUGAUUAGGCUUUUUUAAUUUUUAUACUUUCCAAUAAACUUGCAUUUUCAUUCUU